Chelmon rostratus (copperband butterflyfish) is the source of this 1356-nucleotide messenger RNA. RefSeq names its product retinol dehydrogenase 5 (11-cis/9-cis) (gene rdh5). Gene Ontology annotation, molecular function: oxidoreductase activity. Bases 56 to 1054 code for a protein of 332 amino acids. Lineage: Eukaryota; Metazoa; Chordata; Actinopteri; Chaetodontiformes; Chaetodontidae. The transcript is spliced from 5 exons. The record is from RefSeq and is a predicted model, not a curated record.
AGCAAGCACUCAGUCCUCCAGGUGACCAAAAACCACUUCUAAUCCUGGAAGCAGCAUGGAUACGCAGUUUGUCUAUGACCUUUUAGGGGAAAAUGCUUGGCUGUACAUCAGUGUUACCUUCGUGGUGUUGUGGAUUAUCGUGUGGCUGUACAGAGACAGCCUGGAGAUUGAGGACUUCGGGGACAAAUAUGUCUUUGUGACCGGCUGCGACUCGGGGUUUGGAAACCUGCUGUGUAAGAAGCUCGAUCGUAAAGGUUUCCAUGUGCUGGCUGGCUGUCUCACAGAAAAGGGAGCUGAUGACCUGAAGAGGGUGGCGGGGCCCUAUUUGAAGACUGUCCUGCUGGAUGUGACCAAUCAGGACAGCAUCCAGAAAGCCAUGGAGUGGACCAAGAAGGAGGUUGGCGAUAAGGGACUUUGGGGUAUUGUGAACAAUGCAGGACGCUCAUUACCCAUGGGCCCGUCGGAGUGGAUGAAAGUGGAGGAUUUCCACAGCACGCUCAAAGUCAACAUGAAUGGCGUGAUUGGCAUGACAAUGACCUUCCUGCCGCUCAUCAAAAAGGCUCGCGGCCGCAUCGUGAACGUAGCGUCGGUGCUGGGCAGGGUGGCUGCAAACGGUGGCGGAUACUGCAUCUCCAAGUUUGCGGUGGAGUCUUUCUCUGACUGCCUCAGGAGAGAUAUAAACUACUUUGGAAUCAACGUGUGCAUCAUUGAGCCGGGGUUUUUCAAGACUGCGGUGACGAGCCUCGAUCCCCUCGAGAGGGAGCUGCACCGCCUGUGGAGCCAGCUCAGCCCUGAAGUGCAAGCCAGCUAUGGAGACAAGUACCUUGAUAAGUAUAUCAAGGUCCAGCGUUUGAUCAUGAAUGCUGUCUGCGACUCCGACCUCACCAAGGUGACCAGCUGCAUGGAGCACGCUCUGACUGCUGCCUACCCACGCACCAGAUACAGCGCCGGCUGGGAUGCCAAGCUUAUCUGGAUCCCCCUCUCGUACAUGCCUUCCUGUGUAGUUGAUAUUGGACUGAAGCUGGUGCUGCCUCGUCCUUCAAAGAGCGUGUAACUCGUGAUGUCUUUGAAGAAAUGGCUUUAAAGUUAUCUGCCUUUUGGUGUCAUUCUGAUGCAGUAUGGAAAAAGAAAUUAAUCUUUUUGCCUUUCAAAGAAACCCAUAUUCCUUAUCUGCAUUGGCCAUGCAAUGAUCUGAUGUUGCAAUUAUGAUAUUUAUAUGUGGAUAAUCUGCCAUGUUAAAGUAUUGUCAAGAAGAAAAUAAUGAAACUGUAUUAUAUAAUUGACUGUUCAAUAAUUGUCUUGUUUGUUAACACUAUGCUGUGCCUUUUGACGCUGUUAUUUAUGUUCCUUGAUAUG